Molecule: messenger RNA, 1700 nt
Organism: Carassius auratus (goldfish)
Lineage: Eukaryota; Metazoa; Chordata; Actinopteri; Cypriniformes; Cyprinidae
Product: RUS1 family protein C16orf58 homolog
Exons: 14
Coding region: 165-1559 (464 amino acids)
Source: RefSeq, a predicted model, not a curated record
UAUGUUUUUUAUUGCGCCUACGUAAAAUUCCACGAGCCAAUCAGAAGCCGCGCCAUGCCCAUGACGCAGCGAUUCAAACACGGAAGUAUGAGGAGACGUGGGACGUGGAUGAGGUGGGCGAUUCCAGUCAGAUCUACUGAAAACGGAAGCAGAAACUCCUUUACAUGGCAGAGAAGGAGGACUGUGAAGGGGUGAUAGCCACAGAGCGCUAUGGCUCACAGGAGUCAUGGAAAUACCUGCUGAAGGAUGAUGGGAGCAUGAAGAGACAGAAGGAUGCAGCGGACGGCAGACUGGCGGGAAAUUCGAUCUCUGGCGUGUUUAAAAGUGUGUUCCUGCCGCAGGGCUAUCCCGAAAGUGUCAGUGAGGAUUACCUACAGUAUCAGCUCUGGGACACUGUGCAGGCAUUUUCCAGCUCUCUGUCUGGCACGCUUGCCACUCAGGCUUCACUGAAGGGUGUUGGUGUUGGAAAUCAAGAAGCAACAGUUGCAGCAGCUACAAUAACGUGGCUGCUGAGGGGUAAGUGCACAAAUGACUUAUGUUUAUUUUUGAAUGCAUGCUUUUCUAACCAUUUUCCCCAUCUCUUUUUUUUUUUUUUUUCAGAUGGAACUGGGAUGCUAGGAAGAAUAGUUUUUGCUUGGCUCAAAGGGAACAAGUUAGAUUCUGAAGCCAAAAAAUGGAGGCUCUUCGCUGACAUUCUCAAUGACGUGGCAAUGUUCAUGGAGAUUGCAGCUCCUCAUUUCCCUCCUUUUUUCACUCUAAUCGUCUGCAUUGCUGGGAUAUUUAAGUCCAUUGUAGGAGUCGCUGGUGGAGCAACAAGAGCUGCCUUAACUGUCCAUCAGGCUCGCAGAAACAACAUGGCUGAUAUCUCCGCCAAAGAUGGGAGCCAGGAAACCCUGGUGAACCUGGCAGGACUGCUGGUCAGCCUGGCACUCAUCCCGCUUGUGACAGAUAACCCCUUGUUGACGUUCAUCCUGUUCUUCCUGUUCACUGUCCUCCACCUGUUUGCCAAUUACAAAGCGGUUCGUUCUGUGGUUAUGGAAACGCUCAACGAGGCUCGCUUGUCCAUAGUCCUGCAUCAGUACCUGCUUGAUGGUCAACUGCUCAGUCCAGUGGAGGCCAAUCAGAAGGAGCCCGUCUUCUUGUCGCUUGGAAGGACAGUUCCCAUAAAGUUUGGUGUGAGGCUUGGAGACAUUGUUCAAGAGCCAGGAGAACUGCAGCUGGCAUUGAAGAACAACAGCAAACCGUAUCUCAUUGGAAUAAAAAAUGGUACUGUGUGUGUGUGUCUGGGAAGCGAUGCUUCUGUGCGUGAUGAAAUCAUGGCAGCGUGUCAGGCCUUGUGUCUCCGUGCUGUGCUGCUGGAUGAUUCCUCUCUGAGCGGUGCGCUCAAGCAGCUCUCAAACACUAAGGACCCAUGGGAGUUAGUAUCACAGAGUCAUAAGAUGAUUAAUCACAUUUUCCAGACAUUCCUAAAAGAACUGGAUCAAGCAAAGUGGCAAACAGACCGGACACUGCUGGACUGGAAUGAGUGGCGUGUGGAAUGGAGCAAAAAGAGAAGCUGAAGCAAAUUUCGAAAGAAAUAGCAGCUUUUGACUGAUAUUCACUUUGAAACAUCUGUCAGUUUUAAAAGAUUUGAAGUGCUGAAAGAAUGCAGAUUUCCGCAAGUGUCUUAAAUACACCAUACAAAUAAAAACAAAGAGGAG